This is a messenger RNA of Arctia plantaginis, 687 nucleotides long. Lineage: Eukaryota; Metazoa; Arthropoda; Insecta; Lepidoptera; Erebidae. The record is from the annotation of a GenBank genome assembly.
AUGGGUAUAGUGAAGGAAAUACUGAGUAUUGUGGGUGAAGAUAUUAUGCAGCCAAAGAAUUCUGUACAAGAGAGGAUGCCAGUGGACCCCAAGAAGUCCAUCCAGUUCUGCAUCGGCACUGCCUUUCAGCUAGUGACCAUCUCCAUGAGCGCUUUAAUAUAUUUGGGAGUGGAUAGUGUCACAUUCUGUAUCGCAUUCUGCGGCUGCGCAGAGUUGGAUAUCGUCAAAGAAAAGAUUUUGAACAUAACUCCAGUGUUUAAUAAAAGUGGAGAGUCAACAUCAGUUGAAGAAAUACUAUUAACGAAUUACAAGAAACUGGUAGACUGCGUGAAACAUCAUCAGACUAUAGUUAGACUUAUAAAUCACUUGGAAAAUGCCUUUCAUUCAUAUUUGUUGUUUCAACUAUGUGGGAGCGUUGGGAUCAUCUGCAUGUCAGCAUUGAAAAUGAUGGAUAGUGAGGAACUCCCCACAACAAUGUAUAAGUGCAUAUGGUAUGAGCAAGAUGUAAAAUUCAAGCGGGCCUUAUGUUUAGCUAUGAUUUGCAUGAGCCGUCCUCUGAUGUUGCGCGCCGGCCACUACGUACAAUUGUCAAGACCGACAUUUGUUUCUGUGAGAUUUUAUUUAGCUAACAUUUUAGAUAGAAAUGAAAGAGAAUAUCCUGAUAUCUACCUGCAAGUGAAUAUCUAA